This is a messenger RNA of Candida tropicalis MYA-3404, 846 nucleotides long. RefSeq names its product proteasome core particle subunit alpha 1 (gene SCL1). Bases 1 to 846 code for a protein of 281 amino acids. The record is from RefSeq and is a predicted model, not a curated record. NCBI's taxonomy places the organism in Eukaryota, Fungi, Ascomycota, Pichiomycetes, Serinales, Debaryomycetaceae. Gene Ontology annotation, cellular component: proteasome core complex; proteasome core complex, alpha-subunit complex; nucleus. The transcript has a single exon. Gene Ontology annotation, biological process: ubiquitin-dependent protein catabolic process.
AUGUUGGAAGAAAAAAAAAAAAACAGCCAAAGCGGUGAACUAAGAAAAUCUUUCGCCACUAUCAUUUUACUUUAUUCAAGAAACUAUACCAAUCCAAACAUCAUGUCAAGUUCAGCAGGAUUCGAUAGACAUAUCACUAUUUUUUCACCAGAAGGUAGAUUGUAUCAAGUAGAAUAUGCAUUUAAAGCAAUCAAUUCCGCAAACAUCACUAGUUUAGGUAUUACAGGUGAAGAUUCAGCAGUUAUCAUAUCCCAAAAGAAAAUCCCAGAUAAAUUGUUGGAUCCAAAAACAGUAUCAUAUAUUUUCAAAAUUACUCCAAGUAUAGGUAUGGUGGCAACUGGUUCAAUUGCUGAUGCUAGAGCACAAGCAAUGAGAGCUAGAUCUGAAGCUAGUGAAUUUAGAUAUAAAUAUGGAUAUGAAAUGCCAGUGGAAAGUUUAAGUAGAAGAAUGGCUAAUUUAUCUCAAUUAUAUACACAAAGAGCUUAUAUGAGACCAUUGGGUGUUGCAUUGACUUUUAUUCAAGUUGAUUUUGAAGAUGAAGGAAGAGGUCCUCAAGUUUUUAAAUGUGAUCCAGCAGGUUAUUUUACUGGUGUUAAAGCCGUAGCAACUGGUCCAAAACAACAAGAAGCAACUACUUAUUUGGAAAAGAAAUUCAAAAAAAUCGAUGCUGUGAAAGGUGAUUGGAAAGCAACUGUUGAAUUUGCUAUCAUUGCAUUAAGUUCGGUCGUUGGUACUGAAUUCAGAAAGAAUGAUAUUGAAAUUGGUGUUGCUACAGAAGGUGAGUUUAGAAUAUUGAGUCCAGAAGAAAUAGAUGAACGAUUGAUUUCAAUUGCUGAGCAAGACUAG